Prorocentrum cordatum is the source of this 1205-nucleotide messenger RNA. The record is from the annotation of a GenBank genome assembly. NCBI's taxonomy places the organism in Eukaryota, Dinophyceae, Prorocentrales, Prorocentraceae.
AGCCGCUGUUGCCUCGAGGCGCGCCCGGCCCGCGCACGCGGGGCGGGCGCCGCUGCCGCUGCCGCCGCCGCCCGCGCCCGCGAAGAGCUCGGCCUUCUGGCGUGGGCGGCGGAGCCUCCGCACCCGGGGGUGUGUGCCAUGGCAGAUGGCCGCUUUGACGACCUGCUGCUGAACCUGGCGAGGCAACACAAGACCUGGAGGACAUCAACUUCAGCAUCCUGAGCUUUUUCGAGCGCAGGACCGACCUUUUCCACGUCAUGGAGCGCCCCGACGACCGGAUCGGCUUCGGCCCAGGGGCGGCGGAGGCGAUGCUCCUCAAGCACUUCUCGGGGGCGGAAGAUGAUGAAGCACAUCAGCACCUGGAACGGCGCGGCGACCGACAAGUACUACUGGUCGCAGUCGCUGCGGGAGGUCACGGUCGAGGUCGAGGUGGGCGAGUGCACCGCGAAGGACAUUCAGGUGGACCUCACCGCGACCCGCCUCUGCGUGAAGUGCAAGGGCAGCACAGUGCUGGAGGGGAAGCUGCACGAGAAGGUCGUCACCGAGGAGACGAUGUGGCACCUCGACGGUAACAGGCAGCUGGUGCUGUCGCUGGAGAAGCACCGCGACAUGUGGUGGAAGUGCGUCCUGGAGGGCGACCCCGAGAUCGACACCACCAAGGUGGAGUCCACGCGGAAGAUGGAGGAGUACGACGGCGAGACCCAGGGCGCGAUCCGCAAGAUCAUGUUCGACCAGAACCAGAAGCUCCAGGGCAGGCCGACCUCGGACCAGCUCCGCACCGCGGACAUCAUGAAGGACGCCUGGAACGCCCCGGGCUCGCCCUUCCGGGGCACCGACUUCGACCCCAGCCUGCUGAACCUGUCCAGUCCGGUCGGCGACGAAUUCUUCAAGGAUCGGUCGAGGACAGGAGACUCGAGGAGGCGCGCCGGGCCAAGGCCGGCGGGGGCGCCGCCGCGGCCGCGGCGGACCCCUGACGCGAGCACGACUGGCUCCUGCCGCAGGCUCGCCACCGAGGGCUUGGCCUGCCGAGCCCUGGCGGCGAGUGGGCAGCCUCACGGCCUCACGCACGGUGGGAUGUCAUGUCCAGCUGCAUGCGCCUAGGGCCUGCUGUGAGAUCAGCCAUGUAUCCGACAGAAGCGCCUGCGCUCUGCCUCCUCCGCCUCCUCCUCCUCCUCGUGCCUUCUCCUCCUCCUCCUCCUCGUCCC